Prorocentrum cordatum is the source of this 1721-nucleotide messenger RNA. The record is from the annotation of a GenBank genome assembly. NCBI's taxonomy places the organism in Eukaryota, Dinophyceae, Prorocentrales, Prorocentraceae.
AGCCGCUGUGGCUUGAUUUCCUUCACGCGCAGUCCGGGGCUCACGCGCGAGAGCGAUGAGCAGCACCAGUUGCCCGACCAGGCCCGCCGCUGCUGGGCGAGCGAGCGCGCUACCACCGCCGCCGCCAUCGACAGGGCUCUCUCCGCUGCUGAUGGGCCUGACAGCGGUCACGCGCAGUCGGCGCAAGUCUUCGGCGCUCAAGCUCGGCGCCGCCAGUCGUGAGGGUUCCGAGAAGAUUAGUAGUGGCAGCAGCGAGGUCCCCAUGGUGAUUACAGGUGCAGAGGACGUGCUGCACGAGGACGUGCUGCACAGCAAAGUUAAGCUCGCGCUGUAUGCAGGUGCAGAGGCCGUCCGACUGAAGUCCCCCCAGCUCACCCCGCGCAGCCACAGGGACGUUCGGACACAGGAGGCGUCGAUGCUGAAAGAGGCUCUUGACCAGGUGGUGGCUGCGCAGUCGCCCUGCCUCGACAGCGUGUCGCCGCUGUCCCCAGCGCUGGACCGUUGCUCCCAGAGCCCUCCGAAGCACAGGAGGGGCGCGCGGGCCGUGUCGCUGCUGUCCCCAGCGCUGGCCCCGUGCUCCGCAGAGGGGCCGCCGCGGCGGCGCAGGGUGGAGAGUGCAGCGACAGCCAGAUGACGUGCGCGCCCAGCCUGGGGCGCGUGACGAAGGCUUGCCCCAUCCGACCUCGAUCCCGCUCCCAAUGGGGUCCCUCCUCGCCUUCUGUCCUCCGCUCGGCUCCGCCGAGAGCGCUCCAGCGACGCAGCUUCACCGCGCCUGCUGAGCCGGCAGGCGCGGCGGCGGGGCCCCGCCUAUGCGCCAGCAGCGCCGCCCGCUCACAGGGUGGCCCCCAGAGUCGGCAACACGUAAGGGUGACCCUUCGCCGGAGUGGCCUUUGGUGCGGGCACUCCGGCGUCCCCGGAUGGCUUACUGCGAUGCGAUGGCAGCGGCUUUCGCUUUCGUUUGUGGCGCCCACCCGCGCCCCCCACUCUUUUGCCCAGGUCCGCUCCCUGUGUGCAGUCGGCAGACCUGUGCGCGUCGGCAUACAAACAAAACCCGACGGACGGUUUGGGGUCGUUUCCGAGGGGCCCUCGCCGUGCCUGCCGCGAGGGUCCUCGUAAUCCCGGGCGCGCGGCUCAACGGGGAGAGCAGCAGGGCUCCCGGGAGGGUCAGGGAGGUUUCUUUCGCCGUCGCCCGCAGCGCUGCGCUCCUGUGCGUGCAUCCUCCUCCUUCUCGUCCUUCUCCCGUCCUCCAUGAACUGGACCAUGCCCUCCUCAUCCUCCUCGUCCCCUUCUUCUGCCUACCGUAGGUGUUGGUUCACGUGUUCAGAUUGGUGAGGCACGGAGCUCGCGUGUAUUGUAUUUUUGCCACCGUCUCAAGCACACGGCAUGCUGACAGCAUGCUGCCGUGCAGCGGCGAACCAAAUAAGUUGUUUUUUGUUUCCAGCCUUCUGUUUGCUGGAUCAUGGGCCAACUAAACUGUUGUUGCCUGGCACUGUCAGGGAAGCAUCUGUGGGGCGCGCAUAUGACGUUGCCUAUCUGAGUGUUCACACUGUCACCGUCAGCGCAGGCCUCACUUGGACAGCAUAUUCUCCAUGGCUCCACGCAUGCCCUUCACAUUCAGCUUCGAAGUGCGACACGCUCCAAUUUUGGAAUAAGUGCAAAGCGCGCAAAACGCGCAGCAUACAUGUUGUGUACAUGUCGAACGUGGGCUUCUGGCGCGCUGA